Messenger RNA from Phytophthora sojae, 1059 nucleotides. RefSeq lists its product as hypothetical. NCBI's taxonomy places the organism in Eukaryota, Oomycota, Peronosporomycetes, Peronosporales, Peronosporaceae. The record is from RefSeq and is a predicted model, not a curated record. Bases 1 to 1059 code for a protein of 352 amino acids. The transcript has 4 exons.
AUGAACAGCGUGCUAUCGACGUUGACGUGGGGCACAUGGGACGACGCCGAGUGGGGCCGAAGUCUCCGCAAACUGCGCAAGAAGGGGCUGCAGGCGCCCAAGAACUCGCAGCUCUGGUUCGAGGAGCUGCUGGAGCGCGUGGAGGGCACGUCGUUCGGGCGCACCAAGUCCACGUACCGCUGCAACCCGCUCAAGUGCCUGCACGAGUCUGAAGAAGGUUGCAACGAGGUGGCCGAGACGGCGCAGGGGAUCCCCUGGGCCGAUCUGCCCGACGGAAUCCACCCGCGAGACGGAAAGUUGCCGGCGGAGCGCGCAAGGAACAAACGGCAGCAAGUGGACAAUUUAGCGAUCUUCUUGCAGCGCAUACUCAGACCGGGAGAUAUCGUGGUCGAGUUCUGUGCCGGCUCGGGAUACGUAGCGCUGCCGCUAGCGUGCCUGUUUCCGCAGUGCACAUUCGUGCUUCUCGACAAGAAGGAACCCUCGCUUGCCAUCGCGGAGGAGCGGAUCGCGGCGGCCCAGUUGACCAACGUAGAGAUCUUCUGCGGGUUUAUUGACGACUACAACAAGCCUUUCGACGUGGGCAUUGCGCUGCACGCAUGCGGUGAAGCGACAGACAUGGUGAUGCAGAAGUGCCUUGCGGAACGGGCUGCCUACGUGCUGGCUCCGUGUUGCGUCGGCAAGAUCAAGCUGAGCGAGUUGGCCUAUCCUCGCUCCGCCACACUGGCUGCUGAAUUGUCACGAACCGAGUACGAAGUGCUGGCGAAGGCUGCCGACUUUGGACACUCGAGUAGCGCAGCUGUGGCGCACACGGACAUCAACCGCCGUCGCCGACGCUGCAAGACGCUCCUUGAGAGUGACCGCAACAUGCAGGCGGAGGAAGCGCAGUACGAUACCUUCAUGUUUGUCAUGCACCCGCCUACAGCCACGCCCAAGAACGACGUGUUGGUUGGAAUUCCAAGAAGCCAGGAAGUGAAGGACGCCGGCAGACUGUUUCAGCUUGCAUGCGAAUCCACGCUGUCUACCGACUCGCUGGUUCGCAAGGCCAUGCUGAGUACGUAA